This is a messenger RNA of Oncorhynchus keta (chum salmon), 1006 nucleotides long. RefSeq names its product tetraspanin-8-like. The transcript is spliced from 8 exons. NCBI's taxonomy places the organism in Eukaryota, Metazoa, Chordata, Actinopteri, Salmoniformes, Salmonidae. The record is from RefSeq and is a predicted model, not a curated record. Gene Ontology annotation, cellular component: membrane. The coding region runs from base 61 to 762 and encodes 233 amino acids.
CUGUUGGCCAUCACCUUAUUUGGACAUGGGUACUUCCACCAAUCAGAAGAAAUAGACAAGAUGCUGCCAGGGAUAGCAGUUCUGUAUGUCCUAGAAGCAGCAACCCUGGUCCUGUCAAUCUUUGGGGUCUAUGGAGCUUGCAAGGAGAAGAAGUGGGCUGUGAUUCUGUUUUCAGUAGGUAUGUCACUGGCCAGCCUAUACCUGUUUGUGGAGUGUGUGAAAGUAUAUCAAGCCAAACACAAGAUGGAGGAGUUAAGCAGAAAGGAAGACCUAGCCAUGAUGCCUCUCAGUGGAGCGAAACAAAACGAUAUAGAACAGAUAUACUACUUUCAAGCUAAUUUCAAAUGCUGUGGGCUCGUACAAGGCUACCAAGACUGGGGCACAGACAUCCCCAUCUCCUGUCUCUGUUCUGAUGAGGACUCAACAGACUUUGAAUGUGUUGCUCGUGGUAACAAUACAAUAUUUGUUAUUCACUAUCCCAACAGUGAUAUGUCUGAGGAUGAUGACCACAAGGGAUUCAUGGAUGAACACAUGCUGGUAUAUAAAGAGCCAUGUCUUCCCAUCCUGCUCUCUUCCAUGGGCUAUGCAAUCAGCCUGAUGAUAGGAACAUUAGUAGCACUGACAGCAUUAUGGGAUGUUGGAGUUGUCCUGGCCAUCACAAUACUCUGCCAGAUGAGAAGAAAGGUUGAUGUGCCACCUGUGAUCUUCACCUCUCAACCACCUCAAUACAGGGAGCUGUGUGACACAGCAGAGAGUGUCUGAAAUGAAAUGGUCCUCUUGUGAAGGAGACUCAAUGCACUAGUCUGAGUGCCAGUCUGUUUGUGCCAUCAUGACAACUCCUGUCACUCAUUUGUGUCAAGCCAAACAUGACAAUGGGGUGACAAAGAGUUGACUUGGCAAUGACAGACUGGCACGAUGGCCUUUAUUUAUCUAGGCAAGUCAGUUACAAACAACUUCUUAUUUACAAUGACGGCCUACUGGGGAACAGUGGGUUAAACUGCCUUGU